Molecule: messenger RNA, 1658 nt
Organism: Salvia hispanica
Lineage: Eukaryota; Viridiplantae; Streptophyta; Magnoliopsida; Lamiales; Lamiaceae
Gene: HXK3
Product: hexokinase 3
Biological process (GO): glucose metabolic process; glucose 6-phosphate metabolic process; intracellular glucose homeostasis
Cellular component (GO): cytosol; mitochondrion
Molecular function (GO): D-glucose binding; fructokinase activity; ATP binding
Source: RefSeq, a predicted model, not a curated record
AAUCUAGCUAGUUGGUUGCUUACUUUUUCUCUUUCUUCUUCCCCACACAUUUCGUGAUCGCAACCGCAAAUGUCGGUAAUCUCCGCCACUUCCGCCGCCCCACCCCUCCAUUUACCGCGAUCGCCCCCACGCCCGAGACUCGCGAUGAUGGUGCGAUCAUCCAACGCAGUCUCGCCCGCUUCGAUCCUCACCAAGCUGCGCAAUGACUGCGCCACUCCCUUGCCUCUCCUGCGCCAAGUCUCCGCCGCCAUGGCCGCCGACAUGCGCGCCGGCCUGGCCGCCGACGGCGCCUCCGAUCUCAAAAUGAUCCUCAGCUUCGUCGAUUCCCUCCCCACCGGGGAUGAGAAUGGAUUAUACUAUGCUUUGGAUCUCGGCGGUACCAAUUUCCGAGUGAUGAGAGUGCAAUUGGGAGGGAACCAAGGUAGAGUGGUGGCCACUGAAUUCGAUCAAGUCACCAUCCCUAAGGAGUUGUUGUUUGCUACUUCCGAGGAGCUUUUCGAUUUCAUAGCAUCUAAGCUGGCGAAAUUCGUUGAGAAGGAAGGCGGGAAGUUUGAGUUGUCCCAAGGAAGAACGAGGGAAGUGGGGUUUACUUUCUCUUUUGCAGUGAAACAGACGUCGAUUAACUCUGGCGUUCUCAUCAAGUGGACGAAAGGCUUUGCAGUCUCCGGAACUGAAGGGAGAGACGUAGUCGCCUGCUUGAAUGAGGCUAUGAGAAGGCAGGGCUUGAAUAUGAGAGUUUCUGCCUUGGUCAAUGAUACUGUGGGAGCGUUAGCCGGAGCUAGAUACUGGGACGACGAUGUUAUGGUCGCGGUCAUUCUAGGAACGGGGACCAACGCCUCCUAUGUGGAGUGCGUAGACAACAUUCCCAAGCUGCGUGCCCCAAAAUCAGCAGGUGGAACUACGAUUAUAAACACUGAAUGGGGGGCAUUCUCGAGGGGUCUUCCCUUGACCGAGUUUGACAGAGAAAUGGAUGCUGCCAGCAUCAAUCCCGGGAAACAGAUAUUUGAGAAAACAAUUUCUGGGAUGUAUCUUGGUGAGAUUGUUAGACGAGUGUUGCACAGAAUGGCCGAAGAUGCUACAUUAUUCGGUGACUCCAUACCAGAAAAGCUACAGAUCCCAUUUUCUCUCAGGACACCAGACGUAUGCACCAUGCAACAGGACUCGUCUAAAGAUCUUGAAGUCGUUGGAUCAAUCCUCUACGACGUGGCUGGGGUGAAUUCCAACUUGGAGUCGAGGAAGAUAGUAGUAGACAUAUGUGAGACCAUUACAAAACGUGGGGGGCGGUUGGCCGGGGCAGGAAUCGUAGGGAUUCUCCAGAAGAUGGAGGGAGAUUCAAAAGGUGCGGUGUUUGGUAAGAGAACGGUGGUGGCGAUGGAUGGAGGGUUAUACGAGCAUAAUCCCGAGUACAGAGGGUACCUUCAAGAUGCAGUGACAGAGAUUUUAGGGCCGGAGGUAUCGAAGAACAUAAUUGUACAACACUCUAAGGAUGGAUCUGGUAUUGGAGCUGCUCUUUUGGCUGCUACUAAUUCCAUCUAUCAGCAUUGAUUUUUGCAGCUCUAUGGGCCCUUUGUUUUGUUAGCCACAAUGAUCAAGUGGUUGACAAAGACGUCCAACCUUCAAAAUUUCUUAUCUAUUGAAAUACUGCAUUUUUAUUGGCC